UGAAACUGAAAGUACUGCUGCUGCUGCAGCUGGGGCGCCUUUUUUUUCACCUUCAGUCCUGUGAACGCGACGGGGGGGUGAAUCUGGUCGCGGGGUAGAAAACCCUGGGCCCUGGGUAAAGCAUGAACGGAAGAGUAGAUUAUCUCGUCACGGAAGAAGAGAUCAACCUUUUCAGGGGACCCUCAGGGCUGGGCUUCAACAUCGUCGGAGGGACAGACCAACAGUAUGUAUCCAACGACACUGGCAUCUACGUCAGCCGAAUCAAAGAGGAUGGGGCUGCGGCCCAGGAUGGGCGGCUCCAGGAGGGGGAUAAGAUCCUCUCGGUGAAUGGCCAAGACCUGAAGAAUUUGCUGCAUCAAGAUGCUGUGGACCUCUUCCGAAAUGCUGGUUCUGCCGUGUCUCUGAAAGUGCAGCAUAGGGUCCAGGUGCAGAACGGACCCUUGGGCCAUCGAGGGGAAGGAGAACCAAGUGGCGUCCCCGUUGCCAUGGUGUUGGUGCCAUUGAUGGCUGUUGCCUUGGCAGCAGCCUGGGUCAUCAUGAGAUAUCGGCAGCGGCUGUGAUAAGAAUUUGUUUCCCCCCAGUGCUCCCCGAUGAUCUUUCUCCCUCUCUCUGUCUGCCCACCUAUCCACUUCUGUACAGAGCCACCACAUGAUUUAAAGAGAACGAAUGGACUGUUCUGUUCUGGACUGAUGUUGGGGAGGGCUUGUCCAACUACUGAGAAGCUGUCUUUCUUUCGAGGAGGGUGGAGGAGUGGGAAAUGGGUUGGCGAGCUGAAGGAGAGAGUCCUGGGUAUGGGAGAGAUGGGUAUUCAUUAGGGUAACCAGCGGUCCAGCCAUGGGCCUCGUCCCCCAGCUAGGAAAAUCCUGCCAACCUGCUCACCCAAGGUGAUACCUUUCCUUUUGCCUGGCCUGUUUCAAGGCCAAUUGUGUAGCUGAGAGAAAGAGAAAAAAGGAUUUUCCUCUUUUAGUGAUCUUACUUGGAAACUCUUUUUGGUCCUCACUUUUUUCCUGUCUACAAACCUAGGUGCCUACAUGAACAAAGGAGAAUGAGGGGGCCAUUUUUACCAUUGAAAAACAUGAUGAUAGUAAAUGCCUUAUGGAGAAUUAAAGAGACAAAAUAC
Messenger RNA from Gracilinanus agilis (Agile Gracile Mouse Opossum), 1120 nucleotides. It is a transcript of the gene SYNJ2BP, whose product is annotated as synaptojanin 2 binding protein. The coding region runs from base 123 to 560 and encodes 145 amino acids. Gene Ontology annotation, molecular function: protein binding. The record is from RefSeq and is a predicted model, not a curated record. The transcript has 4 exons. NCBI's taxonomy places the organism in Eukaryota, Metazoa, Chordata, Mammalia, Didelphimorphia, Didelphidae.